Molecule: messenger RNA, 255 nt
Organism: Aspergillus welwitschiae
Lineage: Eukaryota; Fungi; Ascomycota; Eurotiomycetes; Eurotiales; Aspergillaceae
Product: mitochondrial 54S ribosomal protein uL30m
Exons: 2
Coding region: 1-255 (84 amino acids)
Biological process (GO): translation
Cellular component (GO): large ribosomal subunit; mitochondrion
Molecular function (GO): structural constituent of ribosome
Source: RefSeq, a predicted model, not a curated record
AUGAGCAGCUACUUCCGCGUCACGCUCAUGCGCUCAGCAAUCGGUCUCCCACGCCGCACCAACGACGUCCUGAAAGCCCUCGGUUUGAAGAAGCGCAUGGCCACCGUCUUCCACCCCGUGUCGCCGUCUGUGGCGGGUCAAAUCAUGAAAGUCAAGGAAUUGGUGCAGGAGGUGCAUUUGGAGCGCAAGCCGGAUCCGGGAUACUAUGUUGAGAAGACCUCCGGGGUGGAGUUUGAGGAGAAUAGAUUGGCUUGA